Molecule: messenger RNA, 603 nt
Organism: Enterobius vermicularis (human pinworm)
Lineage: Eukaryota; Metazoa; Nematoda; Chromadorea; Rhabditida; Oxyuridae
Source: the annotation of a GenBank genome assembly
AUGCUGCUUCUGUGGACUAUCACUUUGCUCUUAGCUCUAACUAAAGAUUGCGUGUCUGGAUCUAAAAUGGUCAGGCAGUGCACAUGCGAAGAGUAUCAGAAGUGCAAAACUGCGGUACUUGACGCCCUGGAACCAUGCAGCAAUCAAUGUCAGGAGCAUGUGGUAAAGACAGGCGCUGAUUUUGAGAAGUUGAAAGAAUGUGGGAAUAGGCAGAAAUCGCAUAUUGAAGAUACAAUCAACUGUUUGGAAAAAUCUUUCCCAUAUGGAUGCACAGAUGGUGUACCAGAUAUGAUACCAAGGAGAAACAGAGCAGCAAUGGAGGUUGCAAUACUUACAGAGACCACAAAAAUGAUGAGAAGUGCAAAUCUUCAUAAGGAAUUAUAUCCGUUCCUUGGCAUUGGCCGCAAAUAUGCCAAAUGUGUGCAGAAAUGUGUAGAUCGUUUAACCAACAAUUGCACCCGACCAAUAAAAUGUGCCUUGGAUCUACCACCAGCCGAAGAAUUUAUUAGCACAGCAAAACAGUGUGCAAUAACCAACCAAUUUUUGGCACCAAGUGUUCUUGCAGAACUUUGUGAAUGUGCUGUUGAUGCCGGUUUAAAGUAA